CGUGCUUGGGCACAUAGAUCAUCACUUGUUAUCAGCGCCUGCAGCACACUCUUCGCGUUCUUGCGCAUUCCUUGCUCUAUACGCCCACCUCAACUAUCUUUGUAUACAGCUGUACAAUACUGUCAACUACAUGGGUCCAGAGUGCUCAAAGCACUGUAACUUAUGUGACCAGGAUAUCAAGCCAUGAGGAUGGACCACCCACCAAAAAUCUUGUGAGACGAAGGCAGCCAAAAGACAACAGGAUCAGGUGAUUGUAGAUGCGAUUUGGAAGGAGAAAGGUGCGUCUGUUAUAUCUUUGCCUUGAUGUAUUGUUGAAGCUGAUGUUUAAUUGUAUCAAAAUACAGUGUUGGAUUCAUCAUCGAGACUCGACAAACCUCAAUCAGCCAUUCGUAUCCCUGUAUCAGUUGAAAUGCAAAAUCAUGCGGAAUUCCUCGAUGUGGACUUCGGUCAUGAUGAUCCAGUGAUUGGUCCAGCAGGCAUUGAGGCCAAGGUAUACAGCUUUGAUAACUUUGAGCGUCGUGCUGCAGACUUCCUGGUCCCUCCACCUGAUGGCCAACCUUGGAGUCCAUUCAAAUCUUGGCUCAAGUUUGAAAUUGCCGAGAUCAUGCUCGAGGUUGGGUUCAACAAUCAACAAACCGAUCGUCUUAUCAAGCUAUGUCACCACUGUGCUGUGGGGAAGGAGAAACUUACACUCAAAAACCACAAGGAUAUCCACAACGUGUGGGAGGCUGCCUCGCAUCGCAUUACAAAGUUUAUGAAGGAAGUGAUCUCAGUCCCAUUCACUGGAGAUGAGGAACUGCGGGAGUAUGAUGUGCAUUACCGAGACCUUUGGGAGCUGGCUGCCGAUAUGCUUCGCAAUCCCCGGCUCUUUCCUCACUUCACGUUUGAUGCACACUGCCUCUUGAAGUUUGAUGGUAACACAUUUGUUUCUUUUGUUGAUGAGCCUUUCACUGCGCGAGAUAUCUGGGAUGUACAAGUAUGUGAUAAUACUUUGUAGUUUUUCAUGUGCCUUAU
Suillus subalutaceus is the source of this 1014-nucleotide messenger RNA. RefSeq lists its product as uncharacterized. Lineage: Eukaryota; Fungi; Basidiomycota; Agaricomycetes; Boletales; Suillaceae. Bases 410 to 997 code for a protein of 195 amino acids. The transcript has 4 exons. The record is from RefSeq and is a predicted model, not a curated record.